This is a messenger RNA of Panicum virgatum (switchgrass), 5779 nucleotides long. Its product is annotated as disease resistance protein PIK6-NP-like. Bases 661 to 1503 code for a protein of 280 amino acids. The record is from RefSeq and is a predicted model, not a curated record. Lineage: Eukaryota; Viridiplantae; Streptophyta; Magnoliopsida; Poales; Poaceae. The transcript is spliced from 2 exons. Gene Ontology annotation, molecular function: ADP binding.
GCAGAACCUGCAUCGGGCUCUCAGCCCACCAAAGGAGGAAAAGAAAAAAAAACUCCCAUCCAUCUCUUCCGACUUCCAUCGCACGCGUCUGGAGCCGGCGGCGGAACGGCUGAAGCAGGGGCGGUACUGCGGAGUUCGUCUCGGCGUUCGGCGACAGCGAGCCUCGCGUGCACGGCGGCACGCCGCACGCCGCACGCCGCACGGCGCACACCCCCUCCUCCUCGGUCCUCGUCCCUCGCCCCAUGGCCGGACGGCGCUCCGGGUGCACGACCAGCACCUAACCGGCCGGCGACGUGCGGACGCGUCGGGGCCGUGAGCCCGGCGCUCCGGCAGCCCGCGACGGCCACGGUUCGGCUCCGGCUUGCCGCUUGAGGCUUGAAGUAGAACAGUUGAAGCAAGCCGUGAAAUCCUAGCUCCGCCACUGCUAGAUGGUAAAGCCACGUGCGUGCACGAUCAUACAUCAGAUCCUUGCAUUGCAGUGGUAGUCAUCAGUUAGGAGGUUAUUAGGGAAAGGAGAAAACCACACGGUCCGUUGGUGGAGAUACAAGCAAGCUUUGCUGUUUUUACCAUAGAGAAGGGCUUUAACCCACAAGGCCACAACAGACCCACCGAGCAAAGCAAGCACAACCCUGGUGUGAUUCAACUAGACUGCUCCCCAUCAUGGCUUUGGUCUUGGGAGCGAUGGGCAACCUCGCCCCCAAGCUGCUCCAGCUGCUCCAAUCUGAAUACGAGCUGCCGAAGGACGUGAGGAGGAAAGUGGAGUUCGUCACUGUGGAGCUUGAUGCAAUCCAGGCAGCCCUCCGCAAAGUGGCGACAGUGCCAUUGGAUCAACUCGAUGAGCAGGUCAAGGUAUGGGCUCGCCAUGUUAAGGAUGCAUCUUAUGACAUGGAGGAUUUGCUCGACACCUUGCUCCUGCGUGUCGAGGGUGGCAUGUCUGUAAACCUUAGUAGGCUCAAACAGGUAACGGAGAAGAUGGGGGGCCUGUUUCGCAAGUCCAUGGUUCGUCGCGACAUCAUUGUGACCUUGGAUGACAUCAAGAAGCAGCUUCAGCAUCUAGUUGACACGCGUGACAGGUACAGAAUUACUGAUACUGUGGCCUAUCGUGCACCUGCAACAACUGUUGAUCCUCGCCUUUCAGCUUUUCACACAAAUGCAUCUCAGCUCGUUGGCAUCAAUAAGCCAAGGGAUGAACUCAUUGAGAUGCUGUUCAGAUGGGAGGAUGACAGCUAUGAGAUGAAAAUUAUCUCUAUUGUCGGGUUUGGAGGAUUGGGCAAGACCACUCUUGCCAAAGCAGUAUAUGACAGGGUUUAUCAUAAGUUUGAAUGUGGUGCUUUUGUUCAAGUGGGUCGUAAUCCCGACCUAAAGAAAGUCCUUAGGGAUGUUCUCAUUGAUGUUAUGAAAACUAUCGAUGAUCAUGAUAAGCUGUUCAUAUUGGAUGUGCGGCAGCUCAUUAACCUACUCCACAGAUUCCUUGAAGGAAAAAGGUACAUAUUACCCACCUAAUUCUUUAGACAUAAUGUUUUGCGCCAUCAUUUUUUUUGUUUUUUAGUAUGGCACUUGAUAAUUCAUUUUUUAGAACUAAUUUUGUUCUGGAUAACCUCCCCCUCCCCCCCCACGUCAUCCUCCCAGGUGACUCGGGGGGUGACAUAGCCGCCACCGCUCAACCUGCUAGUGGUUUGGCACCCCAAACCAUUACGGGACCCAACCAUUUCAUAAUAUAUAUUCUAGCACCCCAAACCACCCCACCCCACUAUCUUCCAAAAUUAAAUUAAACCAAACUGCAUACACCAUCUCAACCAAAUUGGACCAGCCCACCUACGAACCCACAGUUUCAACCCACCAUCUCACGCUGUGUAGUCUGACAGCUAAGUGUCCUAGCUGCGCAUCCAUGCAUCAUGUCCUAGCUGAGGCGGCAUAAACAAUAAUCACGCCACACAGGACGCAUGCUGAUCCAUGGCAUGGUUUCAAUAUCAUCAUGGACAUCAAUAUUAAAUUACACAGUUCAGUUGGGUGUCCAAAAAUCAAUAAAAAUCAACACAAAUUCAGAAAGACAACACAUCCAUCCAGACAACACACCCCUCCAUUCUACAUCAGAAGAUCACAGAAUGCUUUUAGUCUUGCUCAGGACCUACACCAGACACCCUCGAGCUUGUUGGCUGCUCACGUCUUCACGUCUUCAUUGAUGUGAUACUUUUACUCUUGCUCAGAACAUGCAAACAGUAAAAAAAUAAAUAUUCAGCAUUUCAGUCUGGACGACAUGUUUACCUAAAUAAAUAGUAAUGACAGGCACUAAACAAAAUAAUAUGAUAUAAUAGAAUCUGGACAAGACAAUAAAAUAACUCAUGAAGCAUAUUGAAUUAUUAGGAUUUUAGUCCAUAUAGCAUUUCAGAACAGAAUGUAUUCCUUAUAUCAGACUCUUAGUAAUACAGUACUAACAAUAGUCAUAAAAGUAGCUACGAAAGCAACUUUUUGUGAAGCAGCCAAGCAGGCUUCCAGCCUCCCAGAAGUAGUCAUAAAAGUGAAUGAUAGCACAAUCGCGUGAAACAGUUCUAACAAUUAUUCAGUAGUAGAAGACAUUGUACAACCAAAUCAUAGCUCUAGUAAACCAGGCGACAAGACACACCAUCACAUAUUCAGACAAUGUCGUACCUUUUGAUCCCCAGCAUGACCUCGAUGUCGCCGGAGCGGAUCUUGUCGAGCGCGCCGAUGUCGAGCACCGGCGUCCUGCCCCUGGUGUUCUGAUAGCCUAAUGUGCCCGUGAACAUAUGUGUCAUUAUUAGAAGAAAGCGAAGCGACCAACCGUGUUUACAUAAGUUUUAGUGAUGUUUAAAAUCCCCUGGUGUCCUGCCCCUGGACGUGAAGGGAAUAGACUUAGGUAGAUUCAGUGAUGUUUAAAAUCCCCUGGUGUCCUGCCUCUGGACGUGAAGGGAAUAGACUUAGGUCUCUUACAUUUCAGCUUUGUGUGUUUUAGCCAUAUGUGUUUUAGCAUCGGCUGAGAUGGUUUGGACAUGUCCAACGAAGGCCUCCUGAGGCGCCGGUGCGUAAUGGGGUUCUUGAGCGGGUCGAUAAUGUAAAGAGGGGUAGAGGUAGACCUAAACUGACGUGGGAUGAGUCGGUUAAGAGAGACCUUAAGGAUUGGAAUAUUUCUAAAGAGAUAGCUUUGGAUAGGAGCACUUGGAGACUAGCUAUCAAUGUGUCUGAACCUUGAACUUAUUUCUUUCGGGUUUCAUCUCUAGCCUACCCCAACUUGCUUGGGAAAAAAAGGCUAUGUUGUUGUUGUUGUUGUUGUUUAUUCAGGACUGUCAAUUUUUGGUGCUGUCUUUGCUCUUCAGUAGUAGCUGAUGGCCCUUAAGAUUCCAGCCAAUAGUUGACCCUGAGCUGAUGUCCAUCCUACCACUGCCAACAACUAAAGUCUAAUGGAUUGGAUGCAACAACUAGUUUAAAUUAAGCUCGGCUGUGGACUUGUUCGGCGGAUGAAUUGGAUGCGGCAAAUGGAUCCAAUCGCGUGCUGGAUUAUUGGUGGGGAUACAGAAAGAGAGCCAAUGGGCCUGGCCUAAUGGAGAUGGCUUCAGAUUCAAUGCAGUGGUGGAGGCACGGUGUCUUCUUGGUCUGAAACUCUUAACUCUGAACAUGGGUCGCCGGUGAGCAGAGCAUAGCAGAGCUCGGCGCUUGCUGAGUGCGAGCGAAAAGGAUGGGACUUGCGUUGCUAUGCGAUGGCUUGCUCCUCAUCUCAAUGAUUCGGUUCAGAUAGGGUCGCAAGGAAGGAGAGUGCGUGCUGGCCGGUUACGGCAAGAGUUGACCUCCAUGGAUCGGCGUCCUCCCUGGGAAAAAGAAGCUGCACUCUUCUUCUGUACCCGAAUCGAACGCAUGGGAUGCCCGCAAUGCAAUCCCAUGGCCUCAAAUGCGAACAAACGCUCACCUGGAGAGGAUGGCUGGGACGCUGCGCCGGAGAUGCGGGUGCAGAGCCCCUUGGCAGCGGCGGCGGCGGCCUCGGCAUUGGGUGAGCAGCGACACCAACAAGAUGGGCGCAAGCAUGAGCUCUCCGGCCGUAGCGAUGGGAGGGGCGACCCUGAAGGCGGCCCCGGCGGCGCUUGAGCCCUCCUGCCGCAGCGACGGGAGGGGCAGCCCCGGCGGCGGGGAAGCGGUGGCUCCCGGCGGCGCACGAGCCCCCCCCCCCCGGCCGCAGCCCACAGCGAUGGGAGAGGAUUAGGUUUGAGACCGAAACGCACCGAAUCGAAUUAGUAAAAACAAAAACCAAACCAAACCAGCCCACUAGAUAUGUCGAUCCACUAGACACCAAACCAAUUGAGACCAAAUAGCAAAACCGGCCCACUAAAACUGGGCUCAGCGCAUACCACUACCAGGUUGAGCCACCGCCGGGGCCCCACGCAACGCCGGCUUCCCGGCCACCGCUACCGCGCUGCUUGGCUAGCUGUCGCUGCGGCCCGCCGCAGAGCUCAAAAAGGCCUCCUAUAGCUCCUCCUUCUAUCCUAUCCUAUCCUUCCCUUCUCUUGCUCUUCCAAACUACGUAAUACUCAGCACUAGGGAUGGUCGUCUGCGAGCCAGGAGCAUCGAAUUUGAGUCACAUGGGACUGGACCUGGUGCCCUCCACCUCGGAUCUAGUGCGCAGCGAGCGAGUGAAGCAGGGGCCGUCUGGUGGUCGUCAGGCAUGCUGGUGGGCCUUUGCCCUGAAUCCGGUGUACGGCUCUAAUCCUAGCGGUAGCGGAGGCCGAGCGGACCGGAUCCAGGCGGUGCCUGGCGGGUUUCCUGGAUGCUGCGGCUGGAUUCGCAUCAUCGGGACUGCUUGUGGUUCCCUUCUAGGGUGCUAGGGCUGGCCACGGCCAUGGGGUGCUAGGGGCCUAUCUGGUCGCAUACCUACCGGCUAUAGCCAGCUACUGGUGGCCGGGGACACGGGACUGCACGCUACGACCAUGUUCUGGUGGUCAGGUGUUGAUGGUCACUAACACAUCUUUUGACCAUCAAUAUUCCACCCAAAGUCAAGGUAAAUCAACAUGAAAAAAUAUUUUUUAUGUUCAGAAUUCACCUAGUUCCACUUGUACUUGGAGAAAUUAUUUCUGUGCAGGAAAAAUGCCGAAAAUAGUCAAAUAAGAGGCAAAGGAGGCAAGGGAUGUGGCAGGGCACUAGUGGGCCCACCUGCCACGACGGCCGACGCCCCUUAGGUGGUGGCUGACGGCCACCUAGCCCCCUGCCACGUCAACGAUCCAUGGGAGCACCUCUAGGACGCAUCAACACUAUCCUCCAAAAUUGGUUUGAUCCAAUGGAGGAGGUUAACGCACCUAUGAUCCACUUGGAGGACUCCAACCGACCUCCAUACCGACUUACCUACGACAACCAACCAUGGAACUGCCUUGGAGGAGCAUCCUGGAGCAUUGGAUGCUAAGGCGGUGGGUGGACCGGCAGCCGACAUCCCCCUAUGGCGGUUGACGCCCCGCCUCUCCACCGACCUUCUCCAUUGCCUACAAGGACACCUUCAUGCUCCUGAUACUAUAAAAGGAGGUCUCCAGCUCAUGGAAGAUCAUCACUCAAUCAUCACUUUCAUAGCUCAAGCUCUCCAAGCAUCUCCAAGCGCUCUAGCUUAGCUUAGCUUAGCUUAGCUCUUCAAGUAGUAGUUAGCUAGUAGAAGAGAGGAGUCGGGUGGAGCUUCGCCUCAGAGUCUAAAAGUCUUCCGAAUUCUUUGGGUCUAGUAUAGGUCCUUUGUAAUUCUUUGUAAUUCUUUAGUAUUUACUUAAUAUAGUACUUUACUUUCAAUACUUAAGCA